AUGCGAACUACACGAAGCGCCACCCAACGAUUCCAAGCUGCAAAAGAGCUCCAAGCCGAAACUCAGCCCAAGACUUCUCGCGUAACUCGUUCCCGCGGUUUGAAGCGCACUACAACGGAAGUCGAGAUUUCUGUCUCCGCCACAGGUCAAGGGACACACAUUAAAUGGAUUCGUCCGACCAAGGGAGGCGCUUCGAUGACGGGGGUCAUCCGCCUCCAGGACCAAGAGAACUUGGUUCCAGGUAGCGCCACACUCGACGACAAUGGCUCUGGUAGUUUUGUGGAUGGUCGUUUCGUCACACCCCCUCCUAUCCAACAAGCCACACCCGCUGCUCCUCGCAAGGUGGUCCAACGUCAAGACAGAAUCGGGAAUCCGGGGAUCAUGGGUAUUCCGGCAAUGAACUUUGUCAUCGACGUCCCCGAGGACGCAGGCCGAAACCAGAUCAAGAAAAGCGUCGUCAAGGGGUAUCUCCAGCAGCAAGCUGGGCUGAAGCCGUGGCCUUCUUUUCCAUUAUCCAACACCUUUAUCAUGUACGAAGAACAGAGCGAUGACGAAGAGAAUGAUGAAGAACAGGGCACAUCCUCCCUCGCUUCUCCCUUUUCCGAGUCUCCCACAUCCACACUACAGAGGAGGAUGCUCAGCCCUCAUGGAACGCAUUUGAUUAUACCCGGGACCCUGGACCCAAUCAUGGAAAGUGACAAUUACGAGGAACGAGGCGCUACCCCAAGGCGCCUGUCUGCCCCUCGGGCUCUGACCCCUUUUCCAGACGUGCCAAUGAGUUCGCCCCAGAAGACGCGAGGGUUGGGUCCAUGUGGUACAAUCCUGAUUGGAGAGGAUGGCAAAGCGAUCAAAGGAGGAGGCUCUAGUACCCCGAGGCGCCUGUCUGCCCCUCGAGCUCUUACCCCUUUUCCAGACGUGCCAAUGAGUUCGCCCCAGAAGACUCGAGGGUUGGGUCCAUGUGGCACAAUCCUGAUUGGAGAGGACGGCAAAGCGAUCGUACCAGGUCUUCAACCGGGAUACUAA
This is a messenger RNA of Laccaria bicolor S238N-H82, 1023 nucleotides long. RefSeq lists its product as uncharacterized. The record is from RefSeq and is a predicted model, not a curated record. NCBI's taxonomy places the organism in Eukaryota, Fungi, Basidiomycota, Agaricomycetes, Agaricales, Hydnangiaceae. The transcript has a single exon. Bases 1 to 1023 code for a protein of 340 amino acids.